Messenger RNA from Haemorhous mexicanus (house finch), 2228 nucleotides. RefSeq names its product ring finger and CHY zinc finger domain containing 1 (gene RCHY1). The transcript has 9 exons. The record is from RefSeq and is a predicted model, not a curated record. Bases 268 to 1071 code for a protein of 267 amino acids. NCBI's taxonomy places the organism in Eukaryota, Metazoa, Chordata, Aves, Passeriformes, Fringillidae. Gene Ontology annotation, molecular function: ubiquitin protein ligase activity; zinc ion binding. Gene Ontology annotation, biological process: protein ubiquitination; ubiquitin-dependent protein catabolic process. Gene Ontology annotation, cellular component: nucleus.
UUGGUUGUGAAGUUCCUCUCUGGAGACAUUCCCAGCCCGCCUGGACGCGGUCCUUUAUCACCUGCUCUGGGUGACCCCGCCUCGGCAGGGAGCUCGGCCUGGGACAUCUCCAGAGCUCCCCUCCAACUCGAACCAGGCUUCAGCGAGAAGGGGAACACGAGGCUCCCAGCCGGGGAGCGGGGGAAGCUAUUCCGAAUCUCCAAAUCCUCCGGAACCGGCUGUGAGGAAGCGGAAAGGGUGGAGCGGGGCCGGGCAGCGGCGGCGGCCAUGGCCACGGCGGAGGGAUCGGAGGGACGCGAGCCGGGAAGCGAGCCGGGAAGCGAGCCGGGAUGCGAGCAGGGAUGCGAGCACUACCGGCGGGGCUGCCGGCUGCGGGCCCCGUGCUGCGGGAAGCUGUACCCGUGCCGGCUGUGCCACGACGGAGCCGAGGAGCACCAGCUGGACCGGUUCCGGGUGUCCGAGGUGCAGUGCAGCCGCUGCCGGCUCCUGCAGAAGGCCCAGCAGCGCUGUGAGGGCUGUGGCAGCCUCUUUGGGGAGUACUACUGUGACAUCUGCCACCUGUUUGACCGUGACAAGAAGCAGUACCACUGCCAGGAGUGCGGCAUCUGCAGGAUUGGCCCCAAGGAGGAUUUCUUCCACUGCUCCAAGUGUAAUUUGUGCCUGAGCCUGAGUCUCCAAGGAAAGCACAAGUGUAUUGAAAAUGUCUCCAGGCAGGACUGUCCAAUAUGUUUGGAGGAUAUUCACACAUCUCGUGUUGGAGCCCACGUUCUGCCGUGUGGUCACCUUCUUCACAGAACAUGUUAUGAUGAAAUGCUGAAGGAAGGCUACAGGUGUCCCCUGUGCAUGCACUCGGCCUUGGACAUGACCAGGUACUGGCGCCAGCUGGACAACGAGGUGGCACAGACUCCCAUGCCCACCGAGUACCAGAACAUGAUGGUGGAGAUCCUUUGCAACGACUGCAACGCCCGCUCCACGGUGCAGUUCCACCUGCUGGGCAUGAAGUGCCAGAGCUGUGAGUCCUACAACACGGCCCAGGACGGGCGGUGCCGGCUGUCCUUGGAGGAGCAGUGACCGGGGCGCGCGCGGCGCUCGGCCGGGCCCCGCCAGAGACUGGUUUGGGAACAAAGCAACUCUUGUGUCAGUAAAAAUUCCAGUUUUCCCAGUUCAAGGAGUCCUUUACUGCAUCAGGGAGGAGGCAGGUGAGAGGAGCAGCACGAGGAGAUGUGGCGAGCGGCUGGCUCCUGCAGCGGCAGGAGGAGUUUGGGGCAGCUGAAGGGGAAGGGAGGUGGAGGGGCAGCUCUGGGGGAAAAUGGGUCGCUCUGAGAGGCCUUUGGGGUUAGUGCCAGCAUCCACGGGGCUGUGUGUGAGGAUGUGGUGUUCCCUGGGAAUGAUGUGUGUGCCCCCUGGGAAUGAUGGGUGUCCCCAGGGACAGCGGGCAGGGGUGGCAUCCUCGGCUGCCUUCGUGCACUGCCACCUGUGUGUACAGAAUUCCCUUGAAACAAGGGAAUUGCCCUGCCUGCUGGGAUGAGCAGCUGGAAGAUCCAGGUGCAAAGCCCCCUUUUUCCCCCUGGACACCCAUCCUGACUUGCUGCCUUCCAUCUGCUCAGAUUCCUUUGCCAGCUGCAGUGGCUUUUCCCCCCGUUUCUUCCUCGUUUUGCACUGUUCACUGGCAGAGGCUGAGGUGGGGCAGGGUUUGAGACUCGUGCCUAGCUGGAUUGUGCUGGUUAGGUACCUACAGUGCAACACAUCCUUCACAUCAGGCUGAGCCUGAGAUGUUCACUGAAAUAAAGCAGGCCAGGGUCCAGUUUUCUGUGCUUUUGGUGUUUGUUCAUGGUAGAACUUCACUGGGGGGACAACAGCUGCGUUUUGAAAGAAAAAAAACCCCAACUCCACCCUCUGUCACGUAACAUCCUGCCUGAGGUGUUUUGCAGUCUUAAAUAUUGCAGGAAGUCCUUGAUUUCUGUGAGUUUCACAUGCAGAUACUUUACAGUAAUAAGAUACAAAAAAGGGUUAGUUACUCUUCAGGUUAUGACUACUCAUUUUUAACUUGUUCUGUUGUAAAAUGAGCUUUUCUUAAUCCAGCAGUGGCCGUUUUCUGUAGGGAAUAUUUAGGAUUUGGAUGGUAGCUAUUGUAGCAUGCCUUGACUGGGGUAUCUUUUUCCGGAGCACUUUUCUCACUGCUAUAAAUAAAUGUAAAAAAAGGUCUCUAUUAAAAUAAACAAAUGACA